GAAGUGACGUUUUGAAUCUGCUGAUGGGGACGGGGAGUAGAGUAGAAAUUAUAAAUGUAAAUUGCAUUAAAAUAAUUGGUGAAGUGUUCAAUGUUCAUGACUGCCUGCAUUCAAUGUAACAUGAACUUAUAACAGGCACAUAUUGCCACGGUUUUUAUUUGGUUGGAGUACGAAUACAUAGGAAUAUAAUGGCGACGCAACCAAGUGACAACACUGAAUUUCCUCCAGAAAUUAUUCAGAAGCCGUUGGCAUUAAUCGGUCUCUCCGGAUUAGAUAUUGUAAAUAAUGCAAUUCAUAAAGCAAUAUGGGACGCGUUUUCCAACAACCGCCGCCCUGAUCGUGCCUCUGUUAGAUUUAAAAUACUCAAUAAUACCUUUGAGUUUCCAGUCGUGAAGCCUAAGAGAAAUUCAUAUGAAUGGUACAUACCGAAAGGGAUUUUGAAGAAGAAUUGGAUAAUAAAGCGAAUUUCAUUAAUACCUGCUGUAAUUGUAAUAUUCUAUGACAUGGAGUGGAAUGAUCCACAAUGGAAUGAGAAAAUUAUAGAAUGUGCGUCGAGAGUGCAGUCGAUUCGAGCUGCUGUGGAAGGGCACGCAACUCGGGUUGCUGUAGUGGUUGUACAAAGUGGACUAUCCCCUCCUCCAUCUGAAUACAUGCUGGGAGCAGAGAGGGCGCAGGCUCUAUGUUCUGCAUGUGAAAUACAAUCUAAGUCAUUAUUUGUCCUACCCCACAGUGACCAUCUCAUGGGAUAUAUUAUAAGGUUAGAGAAUGCAUUCUAUGAUAUUGCACAAAAUUAUUAUCAUCAUGAGACAAAAAAUAUUAAACAGCAUAGAGACCAUCUAAAUAAGACAACACACCAAUACUUGUUUGUGCGUCAUCAAUUCAAACUUGGAUUCUUGAAUGAAAUGAAGCAGGACUUCAGUACCGCCAAUAAACAUUACAUGCAUGCAUAUAACAAUUUAUUGGAAACUAGGCAGGUUGACACCAAUAUCCAUGAAAUAAGAACAGUAGCUGGUUAUCUUAAUUACAAAUUGUGCAAAUUAUUAUUUACCUUAAAUCUACCCAGAGAUGCCAUAACUCAGCUCAAGAACCAUAUUGAAAGAUACAAAAGCAGAAUAGGGCCUACUGAGCUCUUAUUUGAACAUUAUGCAUGGAUUGCAAGACAAUACAGUGCCUUUGGAGAGCUAUUUGAUGAGGCAAUCAGAGCUGGUCUCCCUGCCAUACAGACACAACACCCUGGCUUCUACUUUCAGUAUGCAGCUCAAUUUACUGUUAAGAGGCGGCAGGCAAUGAGGUCAGUCUGCUGUGAAGCAUUGCAGUAUCCACCCCCACCAGACCCCAUGGAAGGUAUUGUCGAAUUUUAUGGUCAAAGACCUUGGAGACCUGGGAGGUUAAGUGCUGACCCACAUGAUCCACAAAAAGAACAAGCAGCUGUUCUAGCUCUACAGUACAAUGAAAGAAUAUUCAAUCACUCAGCAAUGAUUAUAAGUUUCUUAGGUUGUGCAAUUUCACAAUUUAAAACAUUCCAUUCGCCUAGGAUGAGGAAGCAGUUGGUUGUGGAAAUGGCCAAUGAAUAUUACUACUGUACUGAUUAUGGGAAGGCUUUAACAUUGCUCACCCAUAUGCUAUGGGAUUAUAGAAGAGAGAAAUGGUGGUUUCUUGCAUCACAUGUGCUAAAUAGAGCAUUACAGUGUGCCUAUCUGUCUGCUAAGAUACAGGAUUAUGUCCAACUCUCAAUUGAAGCACUAUCCAAAUACAUCCUGGUACCAAAUAAUGACAGGGACAGGAUUUAUAGAAACAUAAUGUCUGUCUUAAAUUUGAACAUUCCCUCCCCAGAGCCCGAUCUCCCAGCUCCUUCUCAAAGCAAAGCUUUAGAAAUGUGGCAGAGUGUAAUAGAAAAAGAGCCUCUUACAAUAACUAUUGAUAUGGCAAAUAUUUCCAGCUUUAUAGAAGUCAAAACAAAAUUCCAACAACCAAAGUACAGAAUGGAUGAAUUGGUUGAAGUUGAAAUCUUUGUGAGAUUAACUUAUAAUGUCACUCUUCAAAUAAGAGAAGCUUAUCUAACAAUCUCCAGCAAUACAGAAACAAUUGAAAUACCAGUCACUAAGGAAGGCAUAGUAAACUUUGAGCUUGCAGAAGGUAAAGUUCAUAAAUUUUUGUGCCAAUUUAAAUCAAACCCACAAGAUAGCGGUUCAGAAUUACAUAUUAAAAAUGUCUCAUUCAUUUUGGAUUCAGAUAGAAAGAGAAGGAUCAUUAUGAACUUUAAAAUAGAAGAGAAUAAAGCAACAACAUUUGUGCAUCCAGAACUGUUACAUUUCAUUCUAAGCCCAAAAACUGAUUAUGAAUUUGACUGCAUUGUGCCCUUAACAUCAGCUUCUAUAGUAUCAAGAGAGUGUAGACUCUCAAUGGGUGUUUUGAAUAAUGUGCCUGCUCUGCAAGGAGAAUGGUUUCCCACAACUUUCACAAUCACUAAUGAUGAAGAGUGUGCAGUGUCUGACAUGACAAUUACACUCAAUCUUCUAAGCUCACCAGAUAACCCUAACCCUGAAUCUGUAACAGAUCUUAGUCUCAGAAGAGGGGAACCUCAAACACAGCCCUUAAAAAUGCAAGUUGGCAAUGUUGACAAGUCUAGCAGUUUCUCUAGUACAUUUUACAUCAAAACCAAUAAAACUGCAACCACAACAGUUCAAAUUAAAGUGUCAUACUUCAUCAAUCUCAAUGAAACUCCAAGAUUAGAAUGUGUUAAAGACUUUACAACCAAAAUAUCAGUAAUAAAGCCCUUUGAAGUUACUGCUAAUUUCUUAGAUUUAAAUUUCAAACCAAUAACAAAAUGCUUUGUAGAUGAUGCUUUCAUAGUUAUGCCUCAAAUAAAGAUUUUAAGUCCUUGGGCUUUGCAAAUACUAGACACAGAAUUGGAAACAGUAGAGUCAUUUAGGCAUUGUGAUGAGGAAUCAGUAUCAUGUAUUAAAAACCUAGAAGUAGCUGAGAAAGAUGUAGCAUCCGAUGCUGUUUGUAUACAAGCUGUACAUAAACCUAAAGAUCCACCAAUUAGAAUUGGUUUGUACAAUAUCAAAUGGAAAAGAAAAAGUGACACAGAUGCUCCCUGUGUCAUGAGUAGCACUGCACUACCUGGCUUGCAAAUAGAUGAUUGCCCAAUAUCUGUGGAGGUUAGCUAUCCAGAAACAGUGCAAUUGCAAACUAGUGUGCCUUUGAAAUGCAUUUUGAUUGGAAAUACAAAUGUACCAGUCCGAUUGAGCCUUGCAGUGGAGGGAACAGACUCGUACAUGUUUUCUGGAUACAAAAAAUUCACCAUUACAGUUCCACCUAAAGAAAAAGUUGAAUUGUGCUACAAUAUUCAUCCUCUUGUAGCUGGAAAUACAACUCCGCCUAGAUUAAAAGCCACUUUACUUGGAGACACUUCCAGACAAGAAGUUGUUAAAGAAAUGUUUGAAAAGAAUUUUCCACAAACCAUAUUUGUUAUGCCUAAGUACAAUAAGUGAAUUGUAUUGUUAUAUAGAUAUUCAGAUUUAUUGAGAUUUGUAAAUAGUGUUUGAACAAAUUAUGUAAUUAUAUUGUAGUUACCUUGUAAUUAUUAUAAUAAAAUAAAGUCAG
Molecule: messenger RNA, 3609 nt
Organism: Zerene cesonia (dogface butterfly)
Lineage: Eukaryota; Metazoa; Arthropoda; Insecta; Lepidoptera; Pieridae
Gene: gry
Product: trafficking protein particle complex subunit 11
Exons: 1
Coding region: 189-3497 (1102 amino acids)
Cellular component (GO): cytoplasm
Source: RefSeq, a predicted model, not a curated record